GGUGGCAAACCAGAGCAGAUCCGUGAAUCCGACCGGAGGAUUGAGGCUAAAGCGUCUGUAGCUAACAGCUACCUUACUAUUGUAUCCGCCCCACUUUGGGGUGUUUUCGGUCAUUGUUCUACCAGUGUUGCCGAAGGCUGGCCUUACAAUCCAAACAUGCAGAAAUAUGAAAAGCUUGAAAAAAUUGGAGAGGGUACUUAUGGGACCGUUUUCAAGGCUAAAAACAGAGAAACACACGAAAUUGUGGCUUUGAAACGGGUCAGGCUGGACGAUGACGACGAGGGGGUGCCAAGUUCUGCUUUGAGAGAAAUAUGUCUUCUGAAAGAAUUAAAGCAUAAAAACAUUGUCAGAUUACAUGAUGUGCUGCACAGUGACAAGAAAUUAACCUUGGUUUUUGAAUACUGCGAUCAGGACUUGAAGAAGUAUUUUGACAGCUGCAAUGGUGAUCUUGAUCCAGAAACUGUAAAGUCGUUCAUGUACCAGUUGUUGAAAGGCCUUGCUUUCUGUCACAGCCGGAAUGUUCUUCAUAGAGAUCUGAAGCCGCAGAAUCUCCUCAUCAACAGAAAUGGGGAAUUAAAGCUUGCAGACUUCGGUUUGGCCCGAGCAUUUGGCAUUCCUGUGAGGUGUUACUCAGCAGAGGUGGUGACAUUAUGGUACCGACCUCCAGAUGUGCUUUUCGGUGCUAAACUGUAUUCUACCUCUAUUGACAUGUGGUCAGCUGGAUGCAUAUUUGCAGAGCUAGCUAAUGCUGGGCGGCCUUUAUUUCCUGGCAACGAUGUGGAUGACCAGUUAAAAAGAAUCUUCAGGUUGUUGGGUACUCCGACUGAGGAACAGUGGCCGACAAUGACGAAGCUUCCCGAUUAUAAGCCAUAUCCCAUGUAUCCAGCCACUACAUCUCUUGUAAAUGUGGUUCCCAAACUAAGUAGCACAGGACGAGAUUUACUGCAGAACCUGUUGAAAUGUAAUCCUGUCCAGAGGAUUUCAGCAGAAGAGGCCUUGCAGCACCCUUACUUUGCUGACUUUUGCCCACCCUAAAUGCUAAAUUGCCUCUCACUGAGCCGCAGCCACACGAAUCAAUCAUCCUUCACUCUUGUUUGGUCAUUAGGACCGAUUCUCAACAAGGCAAAUCCCUGGCUGCGAUCCAAGCAGUCCCCUGCAGUUCAUUUUGUCGUGCCUCUGAGUGGAACAAAGCCCCAGUGGCCCUGCUACGUUUAAGGUUCUUUUAAGUUGAAAGCCUGUGUAAUUUAGUUCAAACAUGCCUCUCAGUGAAUUAGCACCAACACGGGAGGAUCUUAGUUUGAAUAAAUUUUAUAUUCAUAGAUAUUUUUUUGUUAUUUGUUUUUUUUUUUUAAAUGGUACAACUGACACGGAGUCGACUAAGUUUAAACUGGGAUUUGCUCUCACAAUCUGUGGUCCUUUUAUAAUUUGGUGAAUUAAUGUCCGAUGCCUGAGAAUCAAAGUGCUUGUAUAUAGUGCAUCACUUAAUCACACAGCCUUUGUAAAGAUUUAGUUCCAGAACUAAUGUUUCCAAAAUAGUUCAGCAUUUUUCUCUUAAUAUACAACUUGACAUUUGUAGAGACAAGUACAGGUGAUUAUUUAUUUUUUAUUCCCUCGUCCCAUAUUUAUAAUUACAGGAAUGGGGAGCUUGUAAACUGUUGUGACUGAUGUUUGGACUAUUGGGCACUAGAUUUAAGUAAUCAUAUGAGCCCUUUUCACACAGAUAUGAUCUUCUUAGUGUUUACAAAAAAUAAAAACAAUGCACACGGCCCUCUGCUUCACACAUGCUCACUAGUUUGAUCCUGUGACUACCUUUGUUUAGUUAGACCAUCUCCCUUUUAUUCACCUUCUGUAACUUUUACACCGUUAAGCAACAAAACCUAAUAGGUUCCCACUUGGAAGGAACUGUGUGAAAAGGGCUGUAUAUACACUAAUCAGCCAUAACAUUAUAACCACGUAGCAAAGGGAAAGAAACAAAAUGCAGGCUCUUUUUCCUCCCAACUUUGCCCAAUGACAAAAUUUUCAGGGUCUUAUGUGGCUCAGUUGAAGACCCCACUCAUCAUCCUUAACGCACCUAAUGUUUAUAAAAACACGUAUUAGUGCAGACGUGGCAGUAAAAACACGCUGCACACAGUAUGGAGUGUAAAUAAGGUUCAGAAAUGUGCUGUGUAAGCGUGGACCGUUUGGAUCAUGAGCUUUUCAAUUCACACCUUAGUGGUCAUAACUGUACAGCUGAUUUGUGUUUUUUUUUUACGGACUUUGCAUUUCUAUAUCGCUGUUUAUUUAUUAGUGAGGAAAAAUACCCUUUCACUAAAAGCUGUGAUAAGUUUCUUUUUGGCUCUGCCUGGGCCGCCUGUCACACUGUUUUAGUGUUGCACUAAUUUCUCUGCCUGUCUCACUUAAGAUUCCCACAUUUUACACACAGAUUCAGAUGUUUUUGCCCAUUAGAUGAUUGUAUAUUAUUACAAGAAGCGCUUUUUUUCCUCUCAGGCUUUGAAAUUAAGUUUCAUCUUUGUCUUACGUGCACUAUGUCAUCAUUACAGAUUAAUAUUAUUACACUUGUUGAACUGAUAUUCAAAACUAAUUAGUCAACAAGACAGACCAAUAUUUACACAUUGACCGUUUUUUAUGUCUUUUAUGCUGCAUUACUUUUUGUAAUAGUUAGAAAUGCAAAAAAGUAUAUUUUUUCCACAUUUCCAUAUGAUUGUUUGCACCAUUAGCUGUUUCCAGUUAGCUCAUUUUAACAUGGUUUUAACAAUGCUACUAAUGCUAUAUGCAGCCAACAUGAGUGAUGUAUGAAGCAGCUGUUUAAAGUUGUUUUUAUUUUUCUCAUUUAACUGUAAGACAAGGUAAUGGAUGCAUGUAUUUAUUAAGAAUGGACUGUUUGGUUUUUAUUAUAAAAUGUGUAACUUUUGUUUAUACAAAAACUUAGAUACUUCCAACUGUUGCUUUUAAUGUUUGAAGGAUGUAUUUGCUUUAUCCUUUAAAGGCAAAAAAAAAAAAAAAACCUUUUCUUUUACUAUUUCGUAGUGUUCUGUUACAGCAAACGCAACGGGACCGUUUUUCUUUCCCACAGCUUUUUAAAACCUAAUUUAACUGAAGGGUUUGCUUUUUGCACUUUGGUUUCUGUCUUUGCUUUUUGCUGGUAGAACUGGGGAAAAAUGUUGACUGUAUGUUUAAGCCAGUAAAGAUUCAGUAUUCAGUAAAGUCUAUAUGAAUAUGUUUUAAUGCUGAUGUGAAAUCAUUUGCAACUUUUUCAAUGCUGUGUACAGAACAGUGAUGUUUAACACCUAGUUUUAAAAAAGGCAUUGAAAACAAUUGUUUCCAAUCUACCAUUAGCAAAAAAAGAAAUGAUCACUUAAUAAUGGUGAGGGUUAUUUCUUAAGGCAAAAUACAUCUAUUUUCAAUUUUUUUCAGUUAUGACAUUCUCAAGUUUGAAGUUUUAUUUCAGGCUCAGUUUUCAGUUCACAAAGUCAACCAAAUCCCCGACUUUGAUUUACGAAUGACUGCGGUUGAGUGUGUAAUAACUAUUUAAUGUACAGUUCAAUUUAAAAUCACAUAUCUACAAUAAAAUGCACAGCAUGUUGAGCCAGAUGAAGCAA
This is a messenger RNA of Austrofundulus limnaeus, 3599 nucleotides long. It is a transcript of the gene cdk5, whose product is annotated as cyclin dependent kinase 5. Gene Ontology annotation, biological process: neuron apoptotic process; axonogenesis; protein phosphorylation. Gene Ontology annotation, cellular component: nucleus; cytoplasm. NCBI's taxonomy places the organism in Eukaryota, Metazoa, Chordata, Actinopteri, Cyprinodontiformes, Rivulidae. The coding region runs from base 157 to 1035 and encodes 292 amino acids. The transcript is spliced from 12 exons. The record is from RefSeq and is a predicted model, not a curated record. Gene Ontology annotation, molecular function: ATP binding; cyclin-dependent protein serine/threonine kinase activity.